UUUCUUUUUAAUCAAUUGUUUGCAAUAACUAAUUUGAUCCUUUCAGUAAUGUUGGGAUUUCUAGUGUUAAUUUAAAUUUUUAGUAUCUGUUUUUUUUUUCUGAUAACGUUUAUUAUUUUUAUCAAUCGAUGUUACGAAUAAUGAAAAAUUUGCGGUCUAACCGUAAUUUAGGUGUCAAUCGUACUAUCCAUCGCCGAAUAAUUUCCACGUGCGCUGAAGACGAUCGAUGAGUGGUUGUUUCAAUCGACAACGGUGACAAAGGAGCCACAGGCCAGUGCCACAAUGCCAAGGGCGAUCAUCACGAUCACCCAUAGUUGCUCCGGCUUAAGGUCAUAACAAUCUAACGUGAUGACAUUACCAAGUGAAUUUCCAACUUUAGCGCUGCAAUCCCGUUACCGCAACGCACGACACAAAGUUCCGGCCCGUCCGCGGGGAAACGGGGGCCGGGAAAGUGGGGACGCCUGGGAAUUGCACGAAAGUUAUUAUUACCAUAAUUUUCGGCUAAAUGCACUGCACAACUCACCGCCGCUGGUAAAUCCAGCGUCGAUGUUUGCCCACGUACGCGAACAGGAUUACUCCGCCGUCGAGUUAGAAACGAUUGCGUUGCAUUCGUACGGGAGCCACUUUAUUAUUUCUAAUGGAUCCUGAGCGGAUUUUAACCGUAUCGAAGCGUCGCUUUGCUAAUUGUGACAGGACGCCCAACAACUUCGUUCGCGUCGAACUUUUUAUCUUCCUAGACGUAUACACGUUGGAUCGUGGAUUCAUUCUCAUUGAAUCACGACUUAAACUUUUGUUCUUAUAACCGUGAUUAGCACAACGAUUAAUGCAACGUCUAUGAAACGUACCAGUCGAAUAGUGAUAGCUGUAAUGAAUUUUUUAAAACAAUUGCAGUUUUUAAAAAUAUUCAAAAACUCUAUGACGUUUCGUGUUAAUCGUUAAGUUUUGUACAAACGUUAUUUCACUUUAAGUAGAAACAGUCAUGUUCUCGGCUUUUACCGACUUUUGUAUUCGAUAAGAUUUACAACUGUACACUUCAGUUGUAAAUCGAUGUGACAAUGACAAUGUAGUCGAUCACUUUCGAUAUAAAGCGGGCAAUUCAACUCAAUAAAUCUCCAUCAGCGGACGUAUCGCGAGGAUACAUGCUACAUUUCCAUGUGAUAGACGUCGGGACAGUUUGUGUAAAAAAUGGCGGUAUCGGGAACAGCGAUAACGAGGUUCGGUUCCGUAUCACGUUCCUGGAUUUUCUUUUCCUUAAUCGCACCGAAACACAUGUGUGAAAGCGGACUUCUGCACCCAACUGGACACCUUCUUGUGCAAUUUAACGGACCUCACGUACAAAAUGCUGGGCUUAACCGUGAUAUAUGUACCUCUGGAGAGUAGGGAGUUCACCGCGGAGGAGGAUAGCGCCGAUAAGGAGUUGGUGAAGAGACUGGAGGGUGUGGUGGCCUAUUGGAACACUCAAAUCAAAAUAGCCCUCUCUGACCAGGACCAAGCAAGCCCGCACGAAUUACUGUGCCUCGACGAUGAAUAUAAUUUCUGGACUUAUCGAUAUGACAAUCUUUGCGGUUUGAACUACCAGCUACAGCAAAAUACAGUAGAGUUUAUUAUCGACAUCUUAUUGGCUGCACAGUCCACUUACAUACGUCAGUUCGUGAUGUUGAAAGACGAGAUCGAGAACGGUAUAGCUGAAGCGGAAUCGAACAUUGAGUACCUGAGCCUUCUGAAGGACACUUGUGCCAAGUUGAAGACUUGUACAACUCCUGCAUGCGUGGCUCAAUAUCUGCCAAAAAUGAUGCAUCUCUUCAGGACGAUUUGGCUGAACUCUCCUUACUAUAAUACCCACGAGAGGUUAAGCAAUCUCUUCGGCGCGCUUAGCAAUCAGAUCGUUAUCAUGUGCAAAGGCUUUAUCAAUCUGGCAGAUGUAUUUACGGGGAAGGUCAAGAAAAGUAUGAAGCUCUUUGACGAGUGCAUCAAACUAUGCGAGGAUUAUGAGGCUCUCUAUCAUAAGAUCGCGAACGCCCACAUCAAUCUCACGUAUCACUCCUGGGACUUAGACACGAAGAGCAUAUUUCGUUACAUCAACGUUUUCAUCGGCAGGUGUCAGGAUAUGAUCGAGAUUUGUCAAGCAAUGAUUGAUUUUGCAAGGUUCAAAUAUUGUACACGGCAUAUAAGCAUCAAUGAAAAUGCACACACUAUGUCAAUUUUUUUACUUUUAUUUAUUGCUAGAAUAAAAUUUAUUCAUAGAAAUAGUAAUAUUUUUGUAGUAGUAACAGUUUUGUAUUUGUGUGUGUCUAAGUAUGAAAAUUACAAUAUGACUUUUUAUCGCAGAUUAGACGAAACCACUCAAAUUUUAACACCUAAAUUCAGUGGUACAAAUGGCGAAGAGCACGAAAGAGUAUGUCAAAAGAUCGAAAGACUCUUUUAUGAUUCUUUGAAUAAAAUCCAAGCGAAUUCACACAAGAUCUUUGCCGUUCACGAAUCUACGUGGCACGAUGAUAUGAUCGUAUUUCGUACCGAAAUGAGGGACCUAGAGAUAAUGAUCGAAAAUUUGAUAGCCAUCGUCUUUAUGAACGUUAAUAAUAUUCAAGAAGGGAUCGAGAAUUUGCGGAGCUUCUACAAUUACCUGAAUCGCAGGAAUUUAAAGUUCUUAUUUGAUACCAAAAAUAGCAGCGUGUGGCAGAUUCUAGCCGACGAUAUCCAACAGACAAAGCAGGAGGUUCUCGAGACGGAAGAAUAUUCGUCGAUUACACCUUAUUAUGCUGGUAGGGCGUUGAAUCUUCGUCUGAAAGGUGACCGCCUGUUAUCGACACGAAAGAUGCUGGAAAAGGCCGAGUGGAUGCCCUAUUGCGGCAUGAGCGAGGAGAUCUAUCAUCAGGAAGACAUCGUGAUCAGAUCCAUCGAAGACUCCAUGAAGGAUCUGUACGGAAAGUGGCUACACGACGUCGGCGAUAACCCGCGCGCGCGACUCGAUCGCUACCUGAUGCGACGAAGCGAAACAAGACCAAGUCUGCUCGAGUGCAACAUCGACCCUAAUAUCCUGAAUCUCUGCCGCGAAUGUUUCUAUUGGAUCAGCUUAAGAUUCAACAUACCCGUGCACAUAAAACUCAUACACGACAAAUGGGAUACUCUACACUUUAUCUACGAAAGUGUCCUUGCCGUCACGCUGGCGUACAACAGGGUUAUCGAAGCAUUGUCGCUGACAGAACGUGCGCUGUUUCGCGAAUUAAUUCGGCAGCUCGACCGGAAGAUCAAUCCCGGCUUAACCAAGCUGACGUGGAACACGGAUUACGUGGACUCGUACAUCGAGAAUUGUUUCAACGAAACGGCCAAUUUUCAGGACUUUGUUGAUACUUACAAGAAUUCGAACUUUGAAAUUAUAAGAAUCUGCGAGAACAUCUGCGACGCUCCAAUGAUCAAGAUAAGAGUUAAUUACACGUACACGUUGUCUGCAUUGGAGAAGGAACUUUUGCACGAAAGAGACAGGGCGUUCCAAGUUAUGACUCAAAGACUCGAUAUGGUAUUUCUGUACGUCAUGGAGAUUUACGAGGGCUUCAAGAAUGUGAUACAUGAGGUGUAUAUAGCUUCUUUGGUGCAACUAUGUAACAUGAUAAAAUAUCACAGUAAUAUAUUGAUGUAUUUAACGUCAUUAUUGUGUUUUUCUUGUCAGAGUCGCACGGAAUGGAAAGAUUAUUUAAUAAAAAUCGAUAUGGUAAUUGAAGAAGCUAUCAGAUUGUGUUUAAAGAAUUCUUUAACCAUCAUGUUUGAGGCUCUUCAUGGCGCAGAUACGACAGGACCCUCACCUCUCCUAUUAAUGCAAGCCGAUAUUAUCGAUAACAAAAUAAACUUCACGCCGAAUCUCUUGGAGAUGGCUACGGUGAUAGGAAACAUUUUGAAUAUUUUGCUGGAACCCUUGAAAGAUGUCUUGCGGCUAGUUAAGAAGUUUAAAAUGGUUCCAGAUAAGGAUUUCUCCUUUUCAAAGUUGUAUAAGAAAGACAAAGAAUUGAUUGAACUCCAACAAAAAAUCAAUAAUGAAAUGAAUUCCUGCUUCAUCCAAGUGCAAAAUUAUAUCAAGAUAUGGGAACCUUUCAAAGACGUAUGGGAAGUAAAUAAAGAUCUAUACAUUCAAAGAUACGAGAAAUUGAAGCCAAGGGCGGCAUCUUUUGACGCGGACAUAAGUAAAUACCUCGAUGUGAUGAAUAGUGUUCAACUACAGGAAACCAUGGCGACAGUGCAUUUUCUAGAUAUAAAUUUUGAUGGAGUGAAAGCCACUAUCAUCGAACAUUGUUCAAUCUGGCAACAGAAGCUCGCCGCACUUUUAUUACGCAUGACCGAUGCAAUGGUCGACCACGUUUAUCAUUACAUCGCUGAAAAUUCCACAAAAAUAACGAAGGAACCGACGGAUCUCAUCAGCAUGCAAUCCGCGCUGCAAUUGUUCGAGAGGCUCAUCGCCGAGAUUCCGAAAGAGGAGGAAGAGUUUUCCAAGAUCCAGGAGCAGUACCAAACUUUGGAAAAAUACGAAGUACCACUGACUUAUGAGUUCAAGAGAAAAUUAAAAGACAUUGACCGCUCCUGGACAGCUUACUUGGAGUUACUUGCCACGUGCGAAGUUACUUUGCUUGAAAAAAAGGAAGAAUUUAGGCAAAUAUUGCUGACUGACGCGACAAUGUUCGAAGAAGAUGCAUCCUCGUUGGUGCGCAAAUUUAACGACACCGGGCCUUUCACCUCCGACUGGAAUUCAAAAAGUGCUUUUAAUUGGCUAGCCAACUUCCAGAAGGAAAUACUUUCCAUGAGAGACAGGGAAAGUCUGUUAAAGUCACAGGUGACAAUUUUUGGCAUAAAUUAUCCAGAUUCCCGGGAACUCGCACAACUCGAUAAAGAUGUAGCAGUGAUCGAAUUGGUGUGGCAAUUGACGGACGAAUGGAACGACGCUUGGGAACGCUACAAAACCGGAAAUUUCUGGACGAUAGAAUUGGAAGAGAUGGACACAACCGCUAAUCUCCUCCUCCGGAAACUCACGAAACUCUGCAGGGAGCUCAAAGAAAAGAAUUGGGAGAUCGUCGAGAAUACCAGGUCGAGGGUGGAUAAAUUUCGACAUACAUUACCGCUAAUAACAGUACUGAAAAAUUCAGCGAUGAGACCGAGACAUUGGAAACAAGUAAAAAAUACGAUCACCCAAGACUUUGACGAGACGUCGGAGGACUUUACCUUAGACGCCAUUAUUAGAAUGCAAAUGCAUAAUUUCGCGGAACAAAUUAGCGAAAUUUCUAACGCGGCUACAAUGGAACUCGUCAUUGAAGUAGGACUCCAACAUAUUAAAGAUACUUGGGAGAAGAUGUCGAUUACGAUGGUCCCGUACAAAGAUAGAGGAAUAUACAAAUUAAAAUCUAUGGAUGACAUAAUUCAGACUUUGGAGGAUCAUCAGGUGCAGCUUUCGUCCAUGAAAUCAACUAGGUUUGCAGAAUCAUUUGCCCAGGAAGUCGAAUACUGGGAGCGGGCACUGUCAACGAUCGGCGAAGUUUUGGAAAUGGUGUUGGUAGUACAGAGAGAGUACAUGUAUCUCGACAAUAUAUUCGCCACUGAAGACAUCAGGAAACAACUCCCAAAGGAGACGGACGAUUUUGACAAAGUGACAAGCGAGUUGGCUGAGCUCACGUCAAGAAUGGCUUCCUAUGGUUUGGCGUUGCCAGCCACUCAUAAUCCACCCGGCUUGCUGGAAGUCCUGAACAAACUCAACGACAAGUUGGAGGCGUUGCAACUGGCGCUCGAGCAGUACCUGGAGACGAAAAGACGCGUAUUUCCGAGACUUUACUUCGUCUCGAACGACGAUACGUUGGAGAUCCUGGCCCACUCUAAACGACCGGACCUCGUGCAGCCGCACAUCAGGAAGCUCUUCGCGAACAUCAAGUCCUUGAAGCUCGCCAAGUCGCUGACUGGAAAGCAUGUGACUGACGGCAUGUACUCGAAUGAUGGAGAAUACAUCGAGUUUAUCGAGCCGGUUUUCUUGGAGGGUCAAGUCGAGCAUUGGUUGCGCGAUCUCGAGGCCGCGAUGAGGGUGACCCUGCGCGAAGUGUUGAGGCAAUGUCGGACAGCGCUGCGAAAAAUGCUGGUGAAACGCGACAGGUGGGUGAAAGAAUGGCCGGGUCAGCCGGGCAUUACGUCCACUCAAAUCCAAUGGACGAGCGACUGCACGCGCGCCCUGCUGCACUGCAAAAUGGCGGACUCGAAGAAACCAUUGCGAAAGCUGAGAAAGAAGCAGAAUCAGGCGUUAGACAAAUACUCGGAAACUAUACGAAGCAAUCUGAAUAAACUGGAUCGACUGAAACUCAAGGCUAUCAUUGUUAUCGAGAUACACGCGAGAGAUGUCAUCGAGAAGUUGUACAAAAUGAAUUGUAAAGAUGUGUCUGAUUUUGAGUGGUUGUCGCAGUUAAGAUUUUAUUGGGAUGUCGACAAUUGCAUUGUUCGGCAAACAAACACUCAUUUUAUAUAUGGAUAUGAAUAUUUGGGUAACACCGGAAGACUUGUAAUAACUCCGCUGACAGAUCGAUGUUAUAUCACGUUGACGACGGCUCUUCAUUUAUACCGCGGCGGUAGCCCAAAGGGACCCGCGGGUACUGGAAAAACUGAAACGGUAAAAGACCUGGGAAAAGCGCUGGGUUUCAACGUAAUCGUGCAAAAUUGUUCGGAGGGACUGGACUACAAAAGUAUGGGUAGAUUAUUUUCUGGACUGUCGCAAACCGGCGCCUGGGGAUGCUUCGACGAGUUUAACCGAAUUAACGUCGAAGUGUUAUCAGUAGUGGCGCAACAGAUCCUAUCGAUACUGACCGCUCUCGCUCAGAGACUUACGAGAUUCAUUCUCGACGGCAUCGAUAUACCCUUGGUACACACCUGCGGCAUCUUCAUCACAAUGAAUCCUGGUUACGCCGGACGUACCGAGCUUCCAGACAAUUUAAAGUCGAUGUUUCGACCAAUCUCAAUGAUGGUGCCGGAUAGUAGCAUGAUUGCCGAAAUCAACCUGUUCGGUGAAGGUUUUCGAGACACCCGCGCCCUGGCCAAAAAGAUUUUUACUUUAUACUCUCUCGCCCAGCAGCAGCUUAGUAAGCAAUACCAUUACGACUUUGGUUUACGAGGUAUAGUAACGCUGACUCGAUAUGCCGGCAAAAAGAAACGGCAGUAUCCCAAUUUGCCUGACGAGGAAAUAAUUAUUCUUGCCAUGAAAGAUAUGAAUGUCGCCAAGCUUACCUCGGACGACCUACCGCUAUUCCUCGAUAUCACCACAGAUCUUUUUCCCAACGUAGACAUGCCUACUGUGGAUUACGAAGAAAUUAUCAGUUAUAUAACCAGCGAGGCAAUCAAGUUGAAGCUGCAGCCAAUUCCCAUGAUAGUGACGAAAGUCAUUGAGCUGUACGAGACGAAGAGCUCGCGUCAUUCAACGAUGAUUGUCGGCGCGUCAAACACCGCAAAAACCGUAACGUGGAAGAUUUUACAGAAUACGAUGACGACAAUGAAGAGCGAUGGAAAGCCGGGCUUUAACACCGUUCACGUACAUCCCAUUAAUCCUAAGGCAUUGAGUCUCGGUGAACUCUACGGCGAGUACAAUCUUUCCACCGGAGAAUGGCUCGACGGAGUGAUAUCGUCCAUCAUGCGGAAAACUUGUUCCGAAGAUACCGCCGACGAAAAGUGGAUCCUCUUUGACGGACCCGUGGACGUUGAUUGGAUUGAGAACAUGAACAGUGUCAUGGAUGACAACAAGGUAUUAACGUUGGUAAAUAACGAUCGUAUCGUUAUGCUCGAUCAAGUUUCGUUGCUCUUCGAGAUGCAAGACUUGGCUGCCGCCUCUCCCGCGUCGAUCUCCAGAGCGGGCAUAAUUUACAAUGAUUACAAAAACCUUGGUUGGCGUCCGUACGUCGAUUCGUGGCUGCAAAAGUACAGCGCCAAACCGGAGUUCGUGGAAGAGAUGAACCAACUGUUUGAAGAUCGCGUCAACGUCACGUUGGAUUUUAAGCGACGGAAUUGCGAGGAACUCGUGCCUGUUCCUGAAUUGAACGCCGUUCAGUCGUUUUGCAACCUCCUCGAAGUACUCGCGACACCGCAAAACGGCGUGGAAUUAGGCGAGGAUCGUGACGCUUUCUCCAACAUAUGUAAAAUGUGGUUUUUCUUCUGCAUGAUAUGGUCAUUGUGCGCCUCGGUCAACGAGGACGGUCGCCAGAAAAUAGAUAAAUUUAUAAGGGAAAUUGAAAGUUUCUUUCCAUUACGGGACACAGUCUACGAGUACUACGUGGACGCGCGUCUGCGCACUUUCAUUUCAUGGGAGGAAAAAUUAUCGCCCGGGUGGAAAUUUCAAGCCGGCCUACCAUUCUACAAGAUAAUAGUACCUACCGUAGACAUGGUACGAUACGAUUACAUCGUAAGUUCUCUUCUAUCGAAUGGUUUUCCGGUGCUUGUAGUGGGUCCAGUAGGUACUGGAAAAACGUCCACUAUCCAUUCGGUACUUGAGCUCCUAGACGACACGAAAUACGCAGUUCUGCUUGUAAAUAUGUCGGCCCAAACUACAUCCGGUAACUUACAAGAUGCAAUAGAAAGCAGACUAGAGAAACGAAAGAAGGGAGUUUAUAUUCCCACGGGCGGUAAGACUAUGAUCAUUUUCAUGGAUGAUUUUAAUAUGCCUAUGAAGGAAAAAUACGGAUCGCAACCACCGUUGGAGCUGAUUCGGCAAUGGAUUGACUAUGGAUUUUGGUACAAUCGUCAAAAGCAAACGAGGAAAUAUAUUGAGAAAAUACAAUUAAUAGCUGCGAUGGGACCACCUGGUGGAGGCCGUAACGUCAUUACGAAUCGAUUAGUUACAAAAUUUAACGUUAUUAACAUGACCUUUCCAAACGAAAAGCAGAUUGUAAGGAUUUACGGCACGAUGUUGAAGCAACAACUUUCCGAGUUUCAUACUGACGUGAAAGGGAUAUCAAAUGAGAUAACGUUUGCCUCGAUCGAUCUAUAUAAUCAUGUGAUCCAGAAGAUGCUUCCCACUCCAACAAAAAUGCAUUACUUAUUUAACCUGCGGGAUAUUUCAAAGGUCUUCCAAGGGCUGCUGCGCAGUCAUAAGGACUAUCAGUAUUCGAGACAGACUUUUCUGCGAUUGUGGGUCCACGAGAGUUUCCGAGUUUUCUGCGAUCGGCUUAUUGACGAGAAGGACAGAGAGUGGUUCGUGACUCAGCUGAACGAUCAGCUCGGGAAGUACUUCCAGCUGACCUUCCAUAACGUCUGUCCGGAGAAGAAAUCCCCUGUUUUCGGCAGUUUCAUGAAUGUCUGGGAUAUAUACGAAGAUCUUCUUGAUAUCGGUGCCGUAAGGCGCUACGUGGAAGAACAGAUGGAUGAGUACAAUGUUUCUCCUGGCGUGGUGAGCCUCGAUCUCGUCUUGUUUCGCGACGCGAUCGAACAUGUAUGUCGCAUCGUUCGUGUAAUAUCACAGCCUCGCGGUAAUGUCCUUCUGAUUGGAAUUAGUGGCUGCGGUAGAGAAUCACUUUCGCGUAUCGGCAGUUACAUGUGCGAUCUGUCCACCUAUCAAAUUGUCGUUACGGGGCAAUAUAGGACACCAGAAUUUCGUGAAGAUCUCAAGACUCUAUACUCAAUAACCGGAGUGGAGAACAAACCAACCAGUUUCCUCUUCAACGAUACCCAAGUAGUCGAAGAGCAGUUUCUGGAGAUUGUCAACAAUAUGCUGAGUACUGGCGAAGUGGCUAAUCUCUACAAGAGCGACGAAAUGGAGGACAUUAAAAAUAGAUUAUCAAAGGAAGUAACGAAGACUGGAAAGACACCAACGACUGCAACGGUAUAUUCCUUCUUGAUCGAGAGGGCGCGUGCCAAUAUGCAUUUGAUUCUGUGCAUGAGCCCGAUCGGCGAUGCCUUCAGGAACAGAUUACGGCAGUACCCUUCCCUGAUCAAUUGCACGACCAUCGAUUGGUUCUUGGAAUGGCCGAGAGAAGCUCUCCUCGAAGUUGGCAACAAGUUCCUCAUGAAUCUCAAUCUGACGCUCACUAUCACCGGCGAAAAUAAAGUGGAACCGCGACAAUCCGCGACGGCCCUUCCAUUGCCGCCGUUACAGGACCGAAUACGCGAUGGAAUUGCAGCAUCAUUCUCUUUGAUCCACGACACCGUGUCCCAGUUCUCUCGCAGAAUGGCCGUUGAAAUGAAGCGUUACAAUUACGUGACUCCCGUAAAUUUUAUCGAGCUGGUGGUCGGUUACAAAGACAUGCUGGCGAAAAAGAGGCAAGAUUUAGCAGAUCACGCGAGUAAACUUCGCGGCGGCCUCUCGAAGAUCGACGAUACUCGGGCGAAAGUUAAAGAAAUGGCGGCGGAGCUCGAAGUCACUCAGCAGCAAGUUCAUAAAUCUACGAGAGAGUGCGAAGAAUUCCUCGUAACGAUAGUAAAGCAAAGCCGCGACGCUGAUGAGACGCAAAAACAGAUCACCGCUAAAUCGCUUCGUAUCGCCGAGGAGCAAAAAGAAUGCAAGAACCUCGAGAAGCUUGCGAGGGCUGAUCUGGAGACCGUCGAACCUGCCUUGAAUGAGGCCAUCAAGGCUUUGGAAACUUUGAGUAAGAAAGAUUUAUCUGAAAUAAAAUCCUUCACGCGUCCGCCGCCGAAAGUUGAAAUGGUGAUGGAGGCGGUGAUGAUCCUGAAGAACUCGGAACCUACGUGGACGGAAGCGAAACGCCAACUUAGCGACGUGAACUUCAUUAAUACACUUCGUGACUUCGACAAAGAUCAUAUAUCGGACAGAGUUCUACGAACAAUAGCCAAGUAUACGUCCAAUCCCGAGUUCGAUCCUAUAAAGGUCGGUGUGGUGUCUGCUGCAGCCAAGUCACUUUGUAUGUGGGUGAUAGCUAUGGAAAACUAUGGCAAGCUAUACAGAAUCGUGGCACCGAAGCGGGAAAAACUGCAGAUCGCGUUGGAGUCGCUGAAACAGAAGGAAAUGGCCCUAAAGGAGGCAAUGCAGCAGCUGCAAAACUCACGCGAACAUCUCGAGAGAUUACAGCGGAUGUACGACGCGAAGAUGAAAGAAAAGGAGGAUUUGAUUAGCCUGGCUGAACUAUUAAAGCUGAAAUUAGAGCGUGCUGGGAUGCUGGUGGACAGCCUUUCCGAUGAACGAAUACUGUGGGAGAACACAGUAGCAUCAUUAACCGAAUGUUUCGACUGGUUGCCGGGUGAUUGUUUGAUAUCCACUGGAUUUGUGUCUUACCUUGGUCCGUUUGUAUCUAAUUAUAGACAGGAAUUAUUAAGCAUUUGGUCUAAGGAGGUAUAUGAUAGAGGAAUACCGACCUCGCCAAAUCUAGAUGUGAAGGAGUUUCUAGUUGAUCCAUCGACAAUCAGAGAGUGGAACAUUCAGGGAUUACCGUUCGAUGGAUUCAGCACCGAGAAUGGCAUCAUAGUGACACGAGGAACACGUUGGCCCCUCGUAAUUGAUCCUCAAUGUCAGGCGGUGAAGUGGAUCAAAAAUAUGGAGGCGAAAAACUCACUAAAAGUAAUCGACUUUGGCCAAGCGGACUUUAUGAGAGUUCUAGAAAAAGCAAUUCAGUUCGGGAAUCCAGUACUGCUCGAAAAUAUCGCAGAGACUCUCGAUCCGAGUUUGAACCCGAUUCUCCAAAAGGCUUUCAUUAAAUCUGGUGAUCAGGUGAUAAUCCGAUUUAACGACAAAAUGAUCACUUACAAUGAGCAGUUCCGGCUGUUUAUGACUACGAAACUCUCGAAUCCCCACUAUGCUCCAGAGAUUUCAACUAAAACGACAUUAUGCAACUUUACCAUUAAGGAGCAGGGGCUUGAAGCGCAGCUUCUAGCAAUUGUGGUCAGAAAAGAGAAGCCGCAGCUCGAAGAACAGAAAGACAAUCUGGUUCUCACAAUUGCAUCCGAUAAACGGACUCUCAAAGAAUUGGAGGAUAGAAUACUUCAUUUGCUGAGCGUGGCGGGAGAAGCUCUUCUAGAUGAUUUGGCCUUGCUGAAUACUUUGCAGUCAUCAAAGGCAACAUAUAUCUCCAUACAACAAUCUCUGACUGUUGCUGAACAGACAGAAAAAGAGAUCGAUCUAGCGAGAGAAGGAUAUCAACCAUGCUCGAAGCGUGCUUCGAUUCUCUUCUUCGUCCUCAACGACAUGAACGUUAUCGAUCCCAUGUAUCAGUUCUCCCUCGAUGCAUAUAACGCAUUGUUUAUGCUUUCCAUUGACAAAAGCCCUAAGAAAACAAACUUGUCCGAGAGGAUCAAUAGUUUAAAUGAAUAUCAUACAUAUGCGGUUUACAGAAACACCUGCCGAGGUCUGUUCGAGCAGCACAAGCUACUCUUCUCGUUCCACAUGUGUGUCAAGAUAUUGGAUGCGCAAGAUAAGAUCAUCCCGGGAGAAUACGCAUUUCUGCUCCGCGGGGGGAUCGUGUUGGACCGGGAAAAUCAGCCGGACAAACCCGUGCGAUGGCUGCCGGAUGAAACUUGGGACAACAUCACGGAACUCGACAAGCUGCCCGGAUUUCACGGACUCGUUUCUUCUUUCGAACAGCUCCCGCGAGAUUGGCACAAUUGGUACAUCAGCAUGGAGCCAGAAGCUACAUUGCUAGUCGGCAAAUGGGAGAAAGGGUGCACUGAAUUCCAGAAAAUGUUAUUUAUUCGUUGUUGCCGACCUGAUAGAAUAUCUUUCUGUAUCAUAACCUAUAUUGUGCGCAAUCUCGGUCAGAAUUUCGUGGAGCCUCCUGUACUCAAUCUAAAAGCAGUGUUAAAUGAUUCUGUGGCGCGAACCCCAUUGAUAUUCAUUCUUUCGCCCGGCGCGGAUCCUGCUAGUCUUUUAACGCAGCUAGCAGAUACUCAGGGAAUGACUGCUAAUUUCUUGACUUUAUCACUAGGCCAGGGGCAGGCUCUUAUUGCUACUAGCAUGAUAGAGAUCGGUGCCAAAGAAGGGUCUUGGGUAUUUCUUGCGAAUUGCCACCUCUCGCUCAGUUGGAUGCCCAAGCUCGAUAAAAUCGUGGAAACACUCAGUUCCAGCCAAACUUUACAUCCAAGAUUUAGAUUAUGGCUUAGUUCAAGUCCGACUCCUCAGUUUCCCAUAUCAAUCCUUCAAGCCGGGAUAAAAAUGACUACCGAACCGCCAAAGGGAUUAAAAGCGAACAUGAACCGCCUUUACAGUUUAAUCACCGAAACGCAGUUCGACUUGUGCCAAGAAAAGUCUAAAUAUAAAAAGCUGCUGUUCACGCUGAUCUUCUUCCACUCUAUUCUUCUAGAACGGAAGAAAUUUCAGCAACUCGGUUGGAACGUGGUCUAUAGCUUUAACGAUUCCGAUUUUGAGGUUUCCGAGAACCUGCUGCAAGUUUACCUGGAUGAAUAUCCAGUCACACCGUGGGAAUCUUUGAAAUAUCUCAUAGCAGGUGUUUGUUAUGGUGGUCACGUGACCGACGACUGGGAUCGCCGGUUGUUGAUGACAUACAUCCAGCAAUAUUUCACGGAGGACGUCCUGACUACCCCCCAUUAUCGUUUGUCAUCACUGCCCACCUAUUAUGUGCCUCACGACGGUUCCUUGGAGUCCUACCGCGACUUUAUCGCGAUUCUGCCAAACAUCGACAGGCCGGAGGCGUUUGGUCAACAUCCAAAUGCGGAUAUCAGUUGUCAAAUAAUGGAGGCCAGAAACAUGUUUAAAACUCUAGUGAGUCUUCAGGUACAAGUGGCAAGCACCGAAAUGGAUGAAAACAAAGAGCAAAAGGUAAUGCAACUCGCGAGCGAUAUUCUCUCGAAAAUACCGGAAACGAUCGAUUACGAGACAACGGAGAAACUGAUAGGACCGCAUAAAACGCCGUUAGAUGUGGUGCUUCUUCAAGAGAUCGGACGGUACAACGUGCUGUUGACAAAAACUCGUGACAGUCUCGAGGAACUUCAACGUGGAAUUAGGGGAACGGUGCUGAUGUCGCGAGAGCUAGAAGAAAUCUUCGCGUGCAUAUACGACGGGAGAGUACCGUCACUAUGGCUAACCGCGUAUCCGUCUUUGAAACUGCUUGGCGCUUGGACGAGGGAUCUAAUCAAUCGAGUCGAGCACUUCGCCAAUUGGGCUCAAACCACUCAUCCGCCAUUGCUCUUCUGGCUAGCUGCGUAUACAUUUCCAACCGGAUUCCUUACUGCGGUACUACAAACUUCGGCGAGACUGUGGAACGUAUCUAUCGAUUCGUUGUCAUGGGAGUUUACUGUCUUCUCAACGGACGAAUCUGAUAUAAUCGAGCCGCCCGUGGACGGCGUAUACAUGCGAUCCAUUUUUUUGGAGGGUGCCGGUUGGGAUAAGGAGAAUGGCAUUCUUAUUGAACCCACACCCAUGCAACUUAUAUGCGACAUGCCGGUAAUUCAUUUUCGACCCGUCGAACAAGUUAAGAAGAAAGUCAAAGAGUUCUACAGCUGUCCUUGUUAUUAUUACCCCCAGAGAAGCGGCGACCAAAUGAGAUCUGCGUUCGUAGUUGCUGUAGAUCUCAGAGCUGGAACACAAGGUUCGGACUUCUGGGUGAAACGCGGCACUGCGCUUUUACUGAGCUUGGCGGUAUAAAGUUUUCAAGUAUGUACAUUAAUUCGUAAUUUAUAAGUCUUAGUUUUAAUUUUAGCAAUAAUAUAAACGUAUAAUAUUGAGCAAUUUCCAUUUAAAAUAAAUAGUCUUUGUUACAUAUUUUCAUAUUCUUUCGUUUUUCUUUUUAUUUGUAUUAAUAUAUACCAAUUGUUAAUAUACCAAUUAAUACAGAUUGAUUAUAUGAAUUAUAUAUGCGUGGAAGAUGAAAUAUAUUAUGUACACAAAA
Molecule: messenger RNA, 14789 nt
Organism: Monomorium pharaonis (pharaoh ant)
Lineage: Eukaryota; Metazoa; Arthropoda; Insecta; Hymenoptera; Formicidae
Gene: kl-2
Product: dynein heavy chain 2, axonemal
Exons: 64
Coding region: 1340-14545 (4401 amino acids)
Biological process (GO): microtubule-based movement
Cellular component (GO): dynein complex
Molecular function (GO): ATP binding; dynein light intermediate chain binding; dynein intermediate chain binding
Source: RefSeq, a predicted model, not a curated record